AUGUCAAAGUCACUAACAUUCAAAAGAUUGGCCUACAACAAUGGCUGCUCCAUGAAAAUACAAGAAAAAACAUUCAACCUUCCAACUGAUUUAGCUUCUGAUGAAAUCAUUGUCAAGAUUAGCAAUGCGGCUUUAAAUCCUGUUGAUUUAUUACUUUAUCAUACUUCUCGCUAUAUAUUCUUCAAGCGUGGUGUUAAAGGUGUUGGAAGAGAUUUCUCAGGUACAGUCUAUGCAACAGGUUCAAAUAUAUCAGAAUAUAAAGAAGGUGACUUGGUUUCUGGUCUGUACAUGCCUGUUUAUGGUGAACAAGGUACCAUUGCUCAAUAUUUGAAACUGAAACCAAAAGAAAAUCCAAUGGGUAAAAUUCCUUCAACUCUUUCAUUGCAACAAGCUUCAGCUUUCCCAUUAGUGUUUGCUACAGCUGUCAGCAUUUUAAGAAAGUUUCAUGUUCCUGAUGAAAAUUCAAGAGUUUUGGUCAUUGGUGGUGCUACCUCUGUUGGUCAAUAUGUCCUACAAUUGUUGAAGAAUCAUCAUCAUGCAAAGAGUAUCAUUAGUGUUAAUUCUGAAUCUUCAUCCUCAUUAACCAAAUCAUUUGGUGCUGAUACCGUUAUUGACUAUAAUAAACAAGAUGUUGCUCAAACAGCAUUGUCACUUGUUCAAAAUGAUUUUGGUGGUGAAAAGUUUGAUCUGAUUAUUGACUGUGUUGGUAACAAUGACAUCUUUCCAGUUAUUAACUAUGUCUUGAAACCAAAGACUGAAAAGGCUGGAUAUGUUACUAUUGUUGGUGAUCAAAUUGCUGAUUACAACAGUUCAAUUUUUUCAUUCCUCAAAGUUGCCAAUUUGGGCUUCUUCUCAAAGAUGGUUCCUUAUUUCAGAAGUUACAACUAUGGUAUGGUAGCCACUGCUGAAGAUUUCUAUCCUCUAGCUAAGAAAUUGUUUGAAGAGAAUAAACUUAAAGUGGUUAUUGACUCAACAUUCACUUGGUCUGAUUAUGAAAAGGCUUAUGAAAAACUCAGUGCUCAUAAAGCAAGAGGGAAAAUUGUCUUGAAUUUUGAUUAA
Molecule: messenger RNA, 1059 nt
Organism: Hansenula anomala
Lineage: Eukaryota; Fungi; Ascomycota; Saccharomycetes; Phaffomycetales; Wickerhamomycetaceae
Exons: 1
Coding region: 1-1059 (352 amino acids)
Cellular component (GO): mitochondrion
Molecular function (GO): oxidoreductase activity
Source: RefSeq, a predicted model, not a curated record